AGGGCCGUGCCAGCAGGGCAGGAGGCUCUGGAUGAGAAGAAGGGACUCCUGUCUCCUCAGGUGCUGUGGCUGCUCCUCUGGCUGCAGCUCUGCAGGGGGGCUGCAGAGCUGAGGCUGGAGGACGGCGGCGGGCGCUGUGCUGGGAGAGUGGAGGUGAAACUCCAGGGGCAGUGGGGGACCAUGUGUGGUGACAUCUGGGACAUGGAAGAUGCUGCAGUGGUCUGUAAGCAGCUGGGCUGUGGGUCUGCUGUUGGAGCUCAUAGACACGGACACUUUGGGGCAGGAUCUGGCCCCAUCUGGAUGGCUGCUGUUGGGUGUGUGGGCACCGAGUCUGCCCUGUCUGACUGUGCACGUGAAGAAUGGAUUAAACAGUACUGUGAUCAUGGUGACGAUGCUGGAGUGACGUGUUCAGGGUUUGUCCAGCUGGUCGGAGGGGACAGCCCCUGCUCAGGACGUGUGGAGAUCCGUGUCGGGAACUAGCGGAGCAGUGUCUGUGAC
Messenger RNA from Apus apus (common swift), 498 nucleotides. RefSeq names its product antigen WC1.1-like. The record is from RefSeq and is a predicted model, not a curated record. The coding region runs from base 181 to 480 and encodes 99 amino acids. The transcript is spliced from 3 exons. Gene Ontology annotation, cellular component: membrane. Lineage: Eukaryota; Metazoa; Chordata; Aves; Apodiformes; Apodidae.